Molecule: messenger RNA, 1545 nt
Organism: Aspergillus terreus NIH2624
Lineage: Eukaryota; Fungi; Ascomycota; Eurotiomycetes; Eurotiales; Aspergillaceae
Product: WD40 repeat domain-containing protein
Exons: 3
Coding region: 1-1545 (514 amino acids)
Biological process (GO): mRNA splicing, via spliceosome
Cellular component (GO): U4/U6 x U5 tri-snRNP complex
Molecular function (GO): U6 snRNA binding; U4 snRNA binding; protein binding
Source: RefSeq, a predicted model, not a curated record
AUGGACCGUUCUGCCCGUUCUAAACGCCGUCGCAUCGAUCCCAUCCGCUCCCCCGUGGACUCCUCCUCCGACGAACUCGCCGCCGGCUCCGACCACGAUGACGCUGAACGCCGCCGCGCCAGCUGGAACCUGCAGAAGACCUAUCCCCCCAAGCGGCCGUAUCCGCGGUCGCGCAGCUACAGUGGCUCCGAGAGCCCGGACGAGCUGACCAUGGACGUGGACAUGUACUGGCGGUCGCGGAAUCGCACGAGCCCAUUGGGGCGCGCGUCGGACGAGGAAGCGCGGGCCGACGACCACGAAGACGACGCGAUCCACGGCGACGACGACACCGAGGCUGGUGUUGACGGCGAAGCGCCGUAUACCGACCGAUCGCCUACGCCCGUACCCCCGCCCCCGCCGCCUCCGCCCCCCAAACCGGAGAAACUGCAUUAUCGACCGAAGUUCCUGCUGCGCGGGCAUCUGCGGGGGGUAUCGGCGGUGCGGUUUUCACCGGAUGCGACGAUGAUUGCGAGUGGUGGCGCCGACGGAGCUGUCAAGGUGUGGGACACGCUGAGUGGGAAGCUCAUUCAUACGUUCGAGGGCCAUCUGGCGGGGAUUUCGACCAUCUCGUGGAGUCCGGAUGGCGCGACGAUUGCGUCGGGGUCUGACGACAAGACGAUCCGUCUGUGGAAUGUGUUGACUGGCAAAGCACAUCCGAUCCCCUUUGUCGGCCACCACAACUACGUCUAUCAGAUUGCGUUCUCGCCCAAGGGCAACAUGCUGGUCAGUGGGUCCUACGACGAGGCAGUCUUCCUCUGGGACGUGCGGUCAGCGAGCGUGAUGCGGUCGCUGCCGGCACACUCGGAUCCAGUCGGCGGCAUCGACGUAGUCUGGGACGGGACGCUGAUCGCGUCGUGCGCGACGGACGGACUAAUCCGGAUCUGGGACACGGCGACGGGCCAGUGUCUGCGCACACUGGUGCACGAGGACAACCCGCCGGUGACGGCGGUCAAGUUCUCGCCCAACGGCAAGUUUGUGUUGGCGUGGACGCUGGACGACUGCGUGCGACUGUGGAACUACGUCGAGGGCCGCUGCAUCAAGACCUACCAGGGACAUGUCAACCGCAAGUACAGUUUGUCGGGCGGGUUUGGCGUUUACAGCGCGCCGGGCGGUCCGCCACAUGCAUUUGCUGUGAGUGGCAGCGAGGACGGUGCGGUGCUGUGCUGGGACGUCGUGAGCAAGAAGGUCCUCCAGCGGCUUGAUGGGCACACUGGGGUGGUUCUGGGAGUGGAUACGUGCACGCUGGGCGCCGCGCGAUACAUGGUUAGUUGCGGAUUGGAUGGGACGGUACGUGUCUACGAGGAGGGUGUCGAUGAGGGCAAUCAGGAGGGCGCUGUUGAGGGCGCCGACGAGCAGGAGCGGGAGCAUACGCCCGUGCCAGCGGACAGUGCUGCGCCGACGCCUGUACAGAACGAGGCGGAGCCGGAGGCAGAGCCCGAGCCAGAACCAGAACCAGAGUCCCAAGACACAGAGAUGACAGACGUCGAGACGCUUGGCAAUGGAUGA